This is a messenger RNA of Dermacentor silvarum, 627 nucleotides long. Its product is annotated as histidine-rich glycoprotein-like. The coding region runs from base 1 to 627 and encodes 208 amino acids. Lineage: Eukaryota; Metazoa; Arthropoda; Arachnida; Ixodida; Ixodidae. The transcript is spliced from 2 exons. The record is from RefSeq and is a predicted model, not a curated record.
AUGACCACUGCUGUCGCAGAGGAUGGACUCCGAAUUGCGCAGACGCGUCUUCGUGCUCACGAGCUGGGUACUCCGAAAAACGUGGCGCUCGCUGCGGGCGGCGGCGACAAUAGCGCGCAUUAUGUCCUCGGGAACCGCAGGCGUAGCAGACAGGAGCCUUGCGAUCACUGUCACCACCCACUCCACUACAAGUACAACCACAACUACAACCACAACAACGACGACUACAACCACUACCACGACAACUACAACCACUACAACUACCACCACUACAACCACUACAACUACAACCACUACAACUACCACCACUACAACCACUACCACGACAACCACUACCACAACUACAACCACUACAACUACAACCACUACAACUACCACCACUACAACUACCACCACUACAACCACUACCACGACAAGUACCACCACUACAACCACUACCACUACAACCACUACCACGACAACCACUACCACGACAACCACUACCACGACAACCACUACCACUACAACUACUACCACUACAACCACAACUACAACCACCACUACAACCACCACGACUUCAACAACUACUACCACAACCACUACAACCACUACUACCACCACAACUACUACGCCAGCCUCUACGACUAG